Messenger RNA from Penaeus monodon (black tiger shrimp), 1593 nucleotides. RefSeq names its product BTB/POZ domain-containing protein 6-like. Gene Ontology annotation, molecular function: protein binding. Gene Ontology annotation, cellular component: cytosol. The record is from RefSeq and is a predicted model, not a curated record. The transcript has 9 exons. Bases 184 to 1464 code for a protein of 426 amino acids. Lineage: Eukaryota; Metazoa; Arthropoda; Malacostraca; Decapoda; Penaeidae. Gene Ontology annotation, biological process: neurogenesis.
CGUGGGCGCGAGUGAAAGCGCCAGUUGUAUGUUGUGUGUGGUUUGCUAGUGCGUCUUGCCAAGUGCCUCCGUUUCAGACAUUUUUUGAAACUAUGUUCUCUGUAAACGUGUUUUAAUACGCGAUUUAAACAACGUUAGAGGUGCUUAGUUAAAAGGCGGUCUUAACUACUGCCCGACGGCAUCAUGUCCGCUCAAUCUGGCUCCUCCCCCACGCCCAUCCGCCCGUGGCAGGACUCGUUGCACACGGUCGGCGCGGCGCUCAACUUCCUCCUCGCUUCCGGGACUCACUCUGACGUAACGCUGGUCGUGGGUCGAGAGGGGAAACAAUUCAAGGUCCACCGGUUGAUACUGUCCAUGAGGAGCCCUGUGUUCGAAGACCUACUGCUCCUCGACGCAGAGAAUAAAGGCAAUGUGGUUCCCCUUAAGGAUGACUCUCCAGCAGCUAUGCAUUGGUUACUAAACCACAUCUACUCAGACAAGCGAGAAAUUGAAAGUAUAGAUCUUGCCUUACAAGUCCUCGGUUUGGCGGACAAAUAUAUGGUUGCCAGUGCUUACGACACAUGUAUGAGGUAUCUCCAAACGAUCGUGAAACGCAACAAUGUGCUCAAGAUUUACAAGUACCUGGUCCAUCUCUUCCCAGACAACGAGUCCCUUCGGAGCCUUUGCAGGAGGGUCUUCAUGGACAACGGCAACGCGGUGUUGUUGUCUCAGUCGCUCCUGGAUCUGUCUCCUGAAGCCUUGGGCCAACUUCUUCAGGAGCCCUUGAGAGUCACCUCAGAGGCCGUCAUUCUCAAGGCUGUGGUCUCCUGGGGAAACGCCCAGUUAAAGCUGAAAGGAAAGCCCAGCACGCCCGAGAACCUCCGCCAAGAGAUCCGUCGGUUCCUCCCAGAAAUUCGCUUUUUCACGAUGACCUCCGACGAGUUCGUGCAGAGCGUGGUCACGGCGGACGUCCUCUCGCCGGAAGAGAGCGUGUUCGUGCUCAAACACAUCGCCAAGCCCACCGGGGACACCAGCGGGGCCGCGGCGCUCAACCUCAGCCCGUCCAGGGAGAACAGGUCGUCACUGAUCAGCAAGGAUCAGAUGCGAACGUGCGUGUGCGAGGGCGUGAGCAAAUCCUGGCUGAGGGAUUCCUUCUACCAGUUCCACUUCGUUCCCGACGACAACAUAGUGCUUCUGGCCUUGAAGAUCCAGCUCAAUGGUGGCACCGAGGAGAUUCAGAUCGAGAUCCGGAAAGAAGAUUCAAAAUCCCCUCCUCUAUGCACAAUGAACAGCCGAGGCAACAACAUUUCGUUCAAGAACCCUAUUCAUCUCAGGGAAGCAGUCACGUACGUCUUCACUCUGCACACGAUAGACGCGGAAACAUCACUCUAUGGGGCCAAGUUCGCCAAGAAGGAAUAUGAAGAAAAUGGAUUCCACAUCGCCAUCGGCCCAGGAAUUUUCAUACAGGCUUUGGUGUUCAUUUAAUGCAUUUUCCAUCAGUGUUUAUUUUUCAGUGUGUAAGUUUUAAGUGUUAGUCUCAUUGAAUAUAGAACACACAUUUAAAUGUAUUGCAUGUUAAGUAACUUGUCUUAAGGAUAUAAAAGAAUUUCAGCA